AAAACAUAAAAUCUAAAAAGUAUUUAAAUAAAAAUUUAUAUUAAAGAAAAUUUGCAGUCGUCUUUUAAUUACCAUUAUGACGGGUCUUAAAAUCUAUAACCUAUUCUUUCUUAUAAUCACAGCGAAAAACAUUUUAUGCCAAUCGACCCAAUACUCUGCGGAGGAGUUAAAGAUUAUAGAUGAAUUAAAAACCAGCACAAAUAUUGCUGAUAAAUUGAAAUAUUCUAUAAUAGAAAAUUUAAACAUCAUACCUCAACACUAUAUAACCAGUGCUGCCAAUGCCACACAAUAUUUACUUAAAGAUCAAACAUUACAGGACAAUAGUGAACCAGAAGUUUUGGAAUUUAAAAAGAAUUUAACCCAGUAUUUGGAUAAACAUGCUCCCUCAAUGGCCAAUAUACAAGCAAGUUAUACAGCAAUGAUUGAUUUUGGACAAAUGAUCAACCCAUAUUAUGAACUUUCCGAAAAUGAGUUAACACCAGAAACUAAAUUAAUUAUUAAACUCAUGAAUAAAUACAAUUGUAAAACUAUAGCCGGAAAUAUGAGCGAUCAUUACGAGAAGUUCUUGCUGGACGUUAGUAAAAUGUUAGAAGAAAACAAAACCCAUAUGGAUAAACCCUAAUUGGAGCUGUACGAGAAACUUAAAAGUGCGUCAUAUUUGUCAAAGAAAAUGGCAUUGAUUCUGAAAUAUUUAAUUAUGUAAUAAACAAAAUGUUAUAAAAAGUUAAAUUAUUUAAA
Molecule: messenger RNA, 738 nt
Organism: Lucilia cuprina (Australian sheep blowfly)
Lineage: Eukaryota; Metazoa; Arthropoda; Insecta; Diptera; Calliphoridae
Exons: 2
Coding region: 77-622 (181 amino acids)
Source: RefSeq, a predicted model, not a curated record